Molecule: messenger RNA, 3950 nt
Organism: Nerophis ophidion (straightnose pipefish)
Lineage: Eukaryota; Metazoa; Chordata; Actinopteri; Syngnathiformes; Syngnathidae
Product: ras-related protein Rap-1b
Exons: 8
Coding region: 227-781 (184 amino acids)
Biological process (GO): Rap protein signal transduction; negative regulation of synaptic vesicle exocytosis; cellular response to cAMP
Cellular component (GO): plasma membrane
Molecular function (GO): GTPase activity; GDP binding; GTP binding
Source: RefSeq, a predicted model, not a curated record
GGAAGCACGGUGAUUGGCUAAGCCUAAACCAAUGAGCGGCCGCCAUCUCUAUUCUUCCGCACAUUCACACAGUGUGAUUUAGGGCAAGCAGACUGGAACACGCACCUGCCUGCCGAUAUCUGUGCACCCAAGGAUUUCCCGGGCCCCCCUCCCCAGAUGUAGAAGGAGUUGGCAUCUGCAGCUGCUGUCUUCACAACCCUUGCAGUCUCCCCUGAAGUUGUCCACCAUGCGCGAGUACAAGCUAGUGGUACUGGGUUCAGGAGGCGUGGGGAAAUCUGCCCUGACGGUCCAGUUUGUGCAAGGUAUUUUUGUGGAGAAGUACGACCCAACAAUCGAAGACUCCUACAGAAAGCAAGUGGAAGUCGAUGGACAGCAAUGCAUGCUAGAGAUUUUAGACACAGCAGGAACCGAGCAAUUUACGGCCAUGAGGGACCUUUACAUGAAAAACGGCCAAGGUUUUGCUCUGGUUUACUCCAUCACAGCACAGUCAACAUUUAAUGACCUGCAGGACCUUCGGGAGCAGAUCCUGCGAGUAAAGGACACAGAGGACGUUCCCAUGAUCCUGGUGGGCAACAAGUGUGACCUGGAGGACGAGCGCGUGGUCGGCAAGGAGCAGGGUCAGAACUUGGCCCGUCAGUGGAGCAACUGUGCCUUUUUAGAGACGUCAGCCAAAUCAAAAAUCAAUGUGAAUGAGAUUUUCUAUGAUCUGGUGCGACAAAUUAACAGGAAAACUCCAAUGGAAAAGAAGCCAAAAAAGAAGGAGUGCUGCACGCUGCUCUAAAUUCCCACCUCCAACUACCAACCACCCCCAACACACACACACACACACACACACACACACACACACACACACACACACACACACACACACACACACACACACACACACACACACAUAAUGACACAAAUAUUAGCUCUGGGUUGUUGAAAUCCCUUCGAUUCUAGCCAAGCGCAGGGCUCCACCGCCCACUGAGUACUGUAUUUUAAAUGAAUAUUUUAGGUUUAGUUUUCAGUUGUGUACUUGGACAUUAGUUUGGUUAGUAAGUGGUUCCUUCAGUUUGAAAUGACAGGUGGCAUUGGGAGCCCUACAUCACAAAGUGAUGUUAGACAGCAUAAUGCCUGAAUCUUCCUCACUGAUAGUCUAUUGGGCGCAAUGACUCCAUCUGCUGGCCAUGCUGUGUUACAGUCAUAUUUCAGUUUCCAUCCCACAUUCCCUCUGCAUUUGAGUUGUAAACCUCCCGAAACGAGGAAAUGUAUGUGUCUGAUUGGUAUCUAAUCCUUUUUGUGUAUAGACAAGUUUUUAUGUGUGACUCACAAGUAGCUGAAUCUGAUGCAGAACCGUCAAAUGAAUAAUGUCUCCCAUUGGCCCUGCCAACAUUCCAAGAAUUAUUUGAAAGCCAAAAUAUACUCUACUGUUUGCUAGAUAGCAAUGGUCGUCACAUUUUCCCCCAAAUUCGUCUUUUUAGGGACAAUUAAUCCACGUAAGUUUUGUUCGAUCAGAUUGAUAUGUUUCAUACUGCUUAUGUUAAAACUGUCCCUGUACAUAUAGACAUUUUUUGGGAUUUCAACAUGUUCUGUUAAGUUAUACAAAACCCGAGACCAGUGAAGUUGGCACGUUGUGUAAAUCGUAAAUAAAAACAGAAUAUAUUGAUUUGCCGAUCAUUUUCAAGUUAUAUUCAAUUGAAUACAAGCUAUUUAAUGUUUAAACUGAGAAACUUAAUUUUUUUUUUCAAAUCAUAAACUUAGAAUUUAAUGGCAACACAUUGCAAAAAAAAAACUGGCACUCAGGCCUUUUUGCCGCUGUUACAUGGCCUUUCUUUUUAACAACACUCAGUAAAUGUUUGGGAACUGAGGAGACCAAUUUUUGAAGCUUUUGAGGUGAGAUUCUUUCCCGUUCUUGCUUGAUAUGCAGCUUAAGUUUUUCAACAGUCCGGGGUCUUCAUUGUCGUAUUUUACGCUUCAUAAAGAGCCACACAUUUUCAAUGGGAGACAGGUCUGGACUACAGGCAAGCCAGUUUAACACAUGCAGAAUGUGGCUUGGCAGUGUCUUGCUGAAAUAAGCAGGGGCGUCCAUGAAAAAGACUUGCUCGGGUGGCAACAUACUGUGUGUUGCUCCAAAACCUGUACUUACCUUUCAGCAUGAAUGGAUUAACGUUGACCCCGACCGAUUUAAACAAGUUGAAAAACUUAUUCGGGUGUUACCAUUUAGUGGUCAAUUGUACGGAAUAUGUACUGAACUGUGCAAUCUACUAAUACAAGUUUCAAUCAAUCAAUCAAAAAGCAUUAUGGUGCCUUCACAGAUGUUUAAGUUACGUAUGCCUUGGGCACUAAUACAAACCCUUACCAUCACUGAUGAUGGUUUUUGAACUAUGCGCCUAUAACAGUCCAGAGGGGACAACGUCCACAGUUUCCAAAAACCAUUUAAAAUGUGGACUUGUCAGAUGCAUCAGUCCAUCUUAGAUGAGCUCGGGCCCAGCAAAGCUGGCGGCAUUUCUUGAUGUUGUUGAGAAAUGGCUUUCGCCUUGCAUAGUUUACUUUUAACUUGCACUUACAGAUGUAGCGACAACUGUAGUUACUGACACUGGUUUUCUGAAGUGUUCCUGAACCCAUGUGGUGACAACCUUUACACACUGAUGUCACUUUUUUGAUGCAGUACCGCCUGAGAAAUCAAAGCUCACGGUCAUUCGGUGCUGGUUUUCAGCAUUGCCACUUAUGUGCAGAUUUUUCCAGAUUUUCUGAUCCUUUUGAUGAUAUUACGGACCAUAGAUGGUUCAUCCAUCCAUUUUAUACCGCUUAUUCCCUUUUGGGUUGCGGGGGGUGCUGGUGACUAUCUCAGGUACAAUCGGGCGGAAGGCGGAGUACACCCUGGACAAGUCGCCACCUCAUCGCAGAUAGCCAGAAAACAUUCACACUCACACACUAGGGCCCAUUUAAUGUUGCCAAUCAACCAGGUGCAUGUCUUUGGAAGUUGGAGGAAGCCGGACUACCCUGAGGGAACCCACGCAUUCUUGGGGGGGGGGGGGGGGCAUGCAAACUCCACACAGAAAGAUCCCGAGCCCGGGAUUGAACCCUGACUACUCAGGACCUUCGUAUUGUGAGGCAGUCGCACUAACCGCUCUGCCACCUGACUUUAGAUGGUGAAAUCCCUAAAUUCCUUGCAAUCGCUCAUUGAGAAAUGUUCUUAAACUGUAUGACAAUUUGCUCAUAUAUUUAUCCACAAAGUGGUGACCCUUGCCCCAUCCUUAUUUGUGAAUGACUGAGCAUUUCAUGGAAACUGCUUUUAUACCCAAUCAUGGCACCCACCUUUUCCCAUUGAGCCCGUUUACCUGUGGGAUGUCCCAAAUAAGUGUUUUGAUGAGCAUUCCGCAACUUUCUCAGUCUUUUUGCCAUUUGUGCCAGAUUUUUUUUAAACAUGUUGCAGGCAUCAAAUUCCAAAUGAGCUAAUAUUUGUGAAAAAAUUACAUUUAUGGGUUCGAUUGUUAAGUAUCUUGUCUUUGCAGUCUAUUCAAUUGAUUGUAGGUGGAAAAGGACUUGCAAAUCAUUUUAUUCAUUUUUUAUUUAAGUUUUACACAAUGUUCCAACUUCACUGGUUUUUGGUUUUGUACACCCAUCUUGGGCAUUGUGUGAUUUUGCUACAGAAAGUAUGUAAAUGUUGGCCUUCUUACAUUUCUGUACUAACAAUGACAUCACUCUGAUAUACUUACAUGUUUUCAUGCAAUAUAUUUCCUAAGUGACUUGGUUUAUAGAGCCUUCAAGCCUUCCACGUUUCUCAUAAUAAAACUUCUGUUUUUGCAGAAUAAUACGGGGGCUAUUAGUAUUUUAUAGACAGACAGGGCGCAAUGCCUCUGUGUGUCUUAAAGAUAAAAAAUAUAUUGUACUAAGCCACCUCAAACAUUGCUUGUUUCUCUUUUUCCAGCUUUAAUGAAUGAUUAAACUUCAGUACAUUUUUA